AUGUCAUAUUUAAAGGCAACUGCAAGUACAACCAGUGCUAAUUCUUUGUCUCCAGGUCAUGGGGAUGACCUAGAUGACUUCAGCCUAGAAGAUGCCCUCCUUGACGUUGUCACCAAGCGACCCACUCCCAAAGGCCCCAAGAAGCCGGCAAGUGGGACAGGCUUUGAUUUGGCUGAUUACUUUGACACCACUCCGGCGACUACCACCAAGCCACCCAAGCCAGCUCCGAAGCCCUUCCCCAGGCCGGGGAAGCCAGACAACAGCUUUUGGGAUGUCAUCCACACCACCACAACCAAGCAGCCAAAAACUACAAGGGCUCCCCUCAAGCAUAACCCAGGAAAGAAUCCUAUGGAUUUUGACUUGGCUGAUGCCCUUGAUGAUAAAAACGAUGGGAAAGAUGCUGGGAGACCGAAUGUAAAGCCAGGUGAAGUCUUUACAGACAGUGACCUGGAGGACAUUGUGGACGGUGGCUACAGCCCGGAUAAGAAGAAGGGUGAUGGGGGUAGCACCGACAACGACUACGGAGGCACAGCGGUGGAGACAGGGACGAUCGCCGGCAUUGCCAGCGGCCUGGCCAUGGCACUCAUCGGGGCUGUCUCCAGCUACAUCUCCUACCAGCAGAAGAAGUUCUGCUUCAGCAUCCAGCAGGGACUUAAUACGGAGUACGUGAAAGGAGAAAACAUGGAAGCUGUUGUAAGCGAGGAACCCCAAGUUAAAUAUUCAGUACUGCAAACACAGUCAGCAGAACCACCAAAACAAGACAGUGCGAAGAUGUAAAAGCAUGACCUGGGGCUAGAAAGGAAUCAGUCAGCAGCAAACGGAGAUCUUACAUGCUUGUAAUUUAGCUUAUUAUUUAAUUUGACUCCAAAGCUUUUUAAUGUGUACUUAGGCUUGAACUGGCUUCUUACUGCUCUAGGCUUUAGGGUUAGAGUGGUAGCAUUUGUGUCUUUUUUGGUAAAGAGGUAUUAUGUUUACAGCAAAGUCGUAGUGUAGGUUUCACAUCUGGUUGUAUGCAAACCAAACAGAAGGUGCCUCAGUAGUGGUCAAUUUUAAUUAAGGGACAAGGGGUUUUUUGAGGAGUUGAAGAGCUUACAGUAUUGAGGACAGUGAAGUGCCUGUAUGUAGCAAUCCAAAGCCAACCAUGGGAAGAUUCUUGCUCCCACAAUCCAGGAGGAAAUGAUCAACAACCUAUUGUGCCUCUUAGAUGUGCACAAGUCUAUGGGACUGGAUGGGAUCCACCAGAGGGUACUUAAGGAGCUGGAAGAUGUGCUCACCAAGCCACUCACCAUUAUUUGUCAACAGUCCUGGCUACCUGGGCAGGUUCCAGCUGACUGGAGGCUAGGUAAUGUGACAGCCAUCUACAAGAAGGGCCAAAAGGAUGAUCCAGGCAACUACAGGCCUGUCAGUCUGACCUUGGUGCCAGGAAAGGACAAUAAGGUGACACACCUAGUGGAUGAGGGAAGUGCCAUGGACAUUGUCUACCUGGACUUUAGUAAAACCUUUGACACCGUCUACCUGCGUUGUCACCGAAAUGAAAACUCUGUUUGGAUGUUUUCAAGGGCAGGUUCAGCUCUCAUUCUCACUAGAACAUAUUACAGAUUUAAUGCAAAAGAAAAUAAAGGAGGUGUCUCUUAGAAGUUGUAAUGUUCACUAUCACAAGAGAGGUCAAGCUUAGCAAGACUGGGUGAGGCACUUAGUGCCAUGGUUUAGUUGAUUGGACAGGGCUGGAUGAUAGGUUGGACCGGAUGAUCUUGGAGGUCUCUUCCAACCUGUUUGAUUCUAUGAUUCUAAGAUGCACUCUGGCAUCUGAGGCAGCAAAAGGAUAUCAAGCCUCAUCCUUUGUGUCACUUGCUAACCUUUGAAAGAGGCAGAAUCUCCUGAGAGAAUGGUGCUCCACUGCUGUCCUGGGUGGGGUUCCUGCAGCCUUCUGGGAAGCACCAGGCUGUGAGCAGCACUGAUGCCCCCACCCCGAUCCCUGUGAGCAAGAGCUCCUUAGUGCUGUGGAACCAGUAUCAAGACCUGACCUUCGGUAUCUUGCAAGAACUUGUGUCUAUGUUUUUAAUUCCUCCCCAGCCCUUUUUUAUCACUGCUAAAAUGUGAUACUGCCACUUUCUGAUACAUUUAUCCAAAUCCAUGACUGCUUAAAAAAGCAUGCUCUCAAGUGAAGGAAAAUACACGUCACAAGGUGUAAAAGGUACUCACUGUUCAUAUAUAAACCUGGAAUGUUUGCAUUUUGUACUGUUUUGCAAAUCCCACAUUGUGUGAAUGUAUAUA
Messenger RNA from Indicator indicator, 2274 nucleotides. It is a transcript of the gene CD99L2, whose product is annotated as CD99 molecule like 2. The coding region runs from base 1 to 777 and encodes 258 amino acids. Gene Ontology annotation, biological process: T cell extravasation; positive regulation of neutrophil extravasation; homotypic cell-cell adhesion. The record is from RefSeq and is a predicted model, not a curated record. The transcript is spliced from 10 exons. NCBI's taxonomy places the organism in Eukaryota, Metazoa, Chordata, Aves, Piciformes, Indicatoridae.